GAGCGACGAGCUCUUGCUAUCAGACUCUUCCACCAUCGCCUCUCAUUUAGAUGAACAAUCCCUGGAUGGUUAAGUAAGAGCGAGUGCACGAUAUUCAAAGCGCAGGUCGACCGCUCAGGCCGAAUUUCAAGUUGGCUGUGCAUUGACGAUUGGAGACGCCUAAGGAGACAUUGGGACAAAGCCUCAGGCCUCCUCUCUUCAACAACAUUACUACCAUUCGAGUAUGAUUGUCACGGAAUCUGAGUUCGAGUAUAACCAAGGGCCUCCCGAGGAAGCUCAGCAAAACGAGUCUGCUCAAUCUGUUCAACCUUCUCCAAGCACUGGCAUGCUUGAACCUCCGAGUUAUAUUGAUGUGAUCGGAACACGUUCCUCUGCCAGCCGCCGCCAUCCCGGUCAUUCCAGAGAUCGAAGUCAGGCUCCUUCCACCUCACAUGCCAGCGCAGGCGGUGCGAGUGGAUCAGCCCAAGAUCAUUGGAACUCUGCUGCUCAGGGUCCUAUCACCUAUAAAUUUGUCACUCAGUCGUUCAACUCAAUGCUGCUCAAGUAUGAGCCAGCGGAUCUCCCGCUUUACCACAUCUCAACCUAUAUGAAUUGCUUCAUCCCUUCAUCUUACAUAACUGUCAUCCGACGUGGCGAUAGCGAGGCUGGCGAUUUCGUUGGUCAAUUUGAAAUGGGUAUAUCAGUCAAGAAAAGUACAAUCAUGAUUGGAGGCAAGGAAAAAGUUACGGAUGCCGUUCUAUCAAAGAAUCAACAUAAAGCGGUCCGCACUUGGUUGUGGCGCUGGCACAACGACGAGAACACUCAUCUAAGCUGGACUUACGACAGCCCUGUCAAAUAUUGCUAUAGGCGUGCUAAGCCUGGUAGCCCGGAACCGCCUUUACUUGCGUCGUAUACCCCACCCCCUUUAGUACCGCGAGAUGGCAGACCUUCACCAGCACCUUCACUUAAGGUAUAUCCCGAUGGACAGCCAUUAUUCGAUCACAUCCUAGUGUCAGCUCUGGUGAUUGAGCGGAAGCGAUUGACACCUAGUUCAGCUGGCCCGCUGAUGUCCUGGUCGGUUUGACCAAUUCAUCCGUACGUCGUACGUUUUCUUAAUGGACAUCCGAUUUCUCCACGGGUAUCUACCUGGACACUUUCAAUCCCGAAUCAUUGCCGCGGUAAUCAUUGUUCUUCCGGACUGUCAGCAUUCAUUCGCGAUGUUGUGUCAAUAUAUGUUGUUUUCCUGU
Messenger RNA from Somion occarium, 1226 nucleotides. NCBI's taxonomy places the organism in Eukaryota, Fungi, Basidiomycota, Agaricomycetes, Polyporales, Cerrenaceae. The record is from the annotation of a GenBank genome assembly.